Pangasianodon hypophthalmus (striped catfish) is the source of this 870-nucleotide messenger RNA. RefSeq names its product mediator complex subunit 28 (gene med28). The record is from RefSeq and is a predicted model, not a curated record. Gene Ontology annotation, cellular component: mediator complex. Lineage: Eukaryota; Metazoa; Chordata; Actinopteri; Siluriformes; Pangasiidae. The coding region runs from base 37 to 555 and encodes 172 amino acids. The transcript is spliced from 4 exons.
CAGUGGACUAAAUAUCCAGACAAACAAAAGUCCAAGAUGGCGUCCUCCAUGGGUGGAAUGUUCCCGGGACAGCAGCAGCAGCCUCCCGGCGCUCAUCCGCCUCCUCCCGGUCCCGGAGCUCCGGGAAGCAGAGCUUCGGGUAACACUUUAGUCGAUGACCUGGAAGCUUCUUUUGAAGCAUGUUUUGCAUCUUUAGUCAGCCAAGACUAUGUGAACGGGACAGACCAAGAGGAAAUCAGAACAGGGGUUGACCAGUGCAUUCAGAGGUUUCUUGAUGUAGCCAGACAGACCGAAUGCUUUUUUCUUCAAAAGAGGCUACAGCUGUCAGUCCAGAAACCAGAGCAGGUGGAGAAAGAGGACAUAUCGGAGCUGAGGAACGAGCUCCAGAGGAAGGAAAUGCUGAUCCAGAAACACCUGACCAAGAUCCAUCACUGGCAGCAGGUGCUGGAGGACAUUAACGUCCAGCACAAAAAGCCUACAGAGCUACCACAGGGGCCGCUGGCCUUUUUAGAGCAAGCUUCAGCCAACCUGCCUGCGCCCAUGAAACCCAACUGAGCAGUGCUUCUGAUAGUGUGUGUGUGUGUGUAUGAUUAUUGGAGUAUUUUAAUAUUUAAUGUUUUGACGCAACAUUGGCCUGUAUUAAUCCAGUGCUCUGGUCAGACUGUUAUCAUUCACAAUCUGGAUAGUCAUUAAAACCUCAAAAUGAGGGAAAUGUGGAGUCAAGAUUCUGAUAAAUACAUAUACAAUACUAAACAUCAAGAGGGUUAAAGUUUAAAAGAGGCAAGUCUGUGAGUGUUUUUUUUUGUGUGUGUGUGUGUGGAAGCUUAUCUUUUUUUGUAUUGUGUGUAGAAUAAAUGUCUACAUUUUGUA